AUGGAACAAGCAGGUAGUUCCAUGGACGAAGUUCUGUUAGAAGAAAUACGAGAGUACAAGGAAACUCUCACCUGUCCUUCAUGCAAGGGAGUUAGUAAAGAACAACGGGACAAGGUGCAGCUCAUGGCGGCUGAGAGGAAAGCCAGGAUGGAGUUAGAAGACCAUCGACAGAAAGCUAAGAUGGCGCAGGAAAGCAAACGCGAGAGGCGCGUGGCGGAUGAGGACGCACUUCGUAAGAUAAAACAGUUGGAGGAACAAAAGUACGAGCUACAGAAACAGUUAUCGUGCGCUAGACCUAACAAUGAUCCACUCAUGGCCUUCCCUAGACCACUCGCUGGGUCACAGGAAGAAGAAGCUUUACUGAACGAGAUGGAGGUAACGGAACAAGCAUUUGUAGACAUGCAGGAACAGAAUUCCCGGCUCAUACAACAAUUACGAGAGAAGGAUGACGCUAAUUUCAAACUUAUGUCGGAAAGAAUAAAGGCCAAUUCACUGCAUAAGUUGCUCCGCGAAGAAAAAACAGCUUUUACAAGAACAGGUAGUGACAGGGGACCAGCAGAUAGAGUAGAUGGGGCUGGUGACACGUCGGCUUGA
Molecule: messenger RNA, 594 nt
Organism: Danaus chrysippus (African queen)
Lineage: Eukaryota; Metazoa; Arthropoda; Insecta; Lepidoptera; Nymphalidae
Source: the annotation of a GenBank genome assembly